Molecule: messenger RNA, 1383 nt
Organism: Aspergillus aculeatus ATCC 16872
Lineage: Eukaryota; Fungi; Ascomycota; Eurotiomycetes; Eurotiales; Aspergillaceae
Product: D-3-phosphoglycerate dehydrogenase
Exons: 7
Coding region: 1-1383 (460 amino acids)
Molecular function (GO): NAD binding; oxidoreductase activity, acting on the CH-OH group of donors, NAD or NADP as acceptor
Source: RefSeq, a predicted model, not a curated record
AUGGCAGCAUCAGCAAGGGACAUUAACCUCUCCACGUCUCCUACGGCCUCAUUCCAAUCUGCACCGUCGAGCCAUGGAGGAUCAGCUCUGGGAAGCCGGACCAUCCCACUUGCUAAUGCGAAACACCUGAAGCCAUUUGCCACUGAGGAUAUCAAAGUACUACUCCUGGAGAAUGUCAAUCAGACGGGCAGGGAUAUUCUCACAAAACAGGGCUACCAGGUUGAAUUCCUCAAAUCGUCGCUCCCAGAGGAUCAGCUUAUCGAGAAAAUCCGUGAUGUACAUGUCAUUGGUAUCAGAUCCAAGACGAAACUCAGCGCUCGUGUCUUGAAGGAAGCCCGGAACCUUAUUGUUAUUGGCUGUUUCUGCAUUGGGACCAACCAGGUUGACCUUCAGUAUGCAGCUGAGCAUGGCAUUGCUGUCUUCAACUCCCCUUUCAGCAAUUCCAGAAGUGUUGCUGAGUUGGUGAUCGCCGAGAUCAUUGUUCUUGCCCGUCAACUUGGCGAUCGGUCAAAUGAAAUGCACAAUGGUACCUGGAACAAAGUUAGCAACAAAUGCUGGGAAAUUCGUGGGAAAACACUCGGAAUCAUCGGUUAUGGUCACAUCGGCGCUCAGCUUUCAGUUCUAGCCGAGGCCAUGGGAAUGUCGGUCAUAUUCUAUGAUGUAGUGAACCUGAUGGCACUAGGCACAGCGCGGCAAGUGCCUACCCUUGAAGGACUCCUUGCACAAGCCGACUUUGUUACCUGUCAUGUCCCUGAGCUUCCGGAAACCAAGAACAUGAUAGGGCACCAGCAAUUUGAACAAAUGAAGACCGGCAGCUAUCUCAUAAAUGCUAGCCGCGGCAGUGUCGUUGAUAUCCCAGCACUUAUCCAUUCCAUGCGAUCUGGUAAGAUUGCAGGAGCCGCGCUUGAUGUCUAUCCUAAUGAGCCGGCUGGCAAUGGUGACUAUUUCAAUAACGACCUCAAUACAUGGGGAGCAGACCUUCGUAGUCUCAAAAACCUGAUCUUGACCCCGCACAUUGGAGGCAGCACUGAAGAAGCACAGCGUGCAAUCGGUGUUGAAGUUGCGGAGGCAUUGGUGAGGUAUGUCAAUGAAGGUACAACGCUCGGCGCCGUCAACCUCCCAGAAGUCGCCCUUCGAUCAUUGACCAUGGAUGAAUCAAAUCAUGCUCGGGUCAUUUUCAUUCACCAGAAUGUUCCUGGUGUGUUGCGGAAAGUCAACGAAAUUCUUGGGGAUCACAACGUUGAUAAGCAAAUGACCGACAGCAGAGGCGAUGUGGCCUAUUUGAUGGCUGAUAUUAGCGACGUCGACAACUCUACAAUCAAGGACUUGUAUGAGAGACUUGAGAGCCUUGGAUCUCGAAUUAUGACUCGCAUCUUGUAUUAA